UGUCGGGUCCUGUUAGGAGAGGACGGUCCUGGCUGUGAGAACUGGGUCGCUGGAAGGAUGAUCUCUGAAGACCUAGGGCUGCGGGCUUGAGCUGUUGGGACCGAAACUUUAGGGUCUCAGAGGUGGCACAAAUGUUGGGGUUUUCUAGGGAGCCUGAGAUCUUGAGGGCUGACAUUUGGGCUGCAAGAUGGAGGAAGGCGGGAACCCAGGAGGACUGAUUAAGGUGGUCCAUCUACUGGUCUUGUCAGGUGCCUGGGGCAUGCAAAUGUGGGUGACCUUCGCCUCAGGCUUCCUGCUUUUCCGAAACCUUCCUCGACAUACCUUCGGCCUCGUGCAGAGCAAACUCUUCCCUUUCUACUUUUACAUCUCCAUGGGCUGUGCCUUUAUCAACCUCUGCAUAUUGGCUCCACAGCGUGCCUGGGCUCAGCUUACAUUCUGGGAGGCCAGCCAGCUCUGCCUGCAGCUGCUGAGCCUCACCCUGGCUACUGUCAACGCCCGCUGGCUGGAGCCCCGCACUACUGCUGCCAUGUGGGCCCUGCAGACUGUGGAGAAGGAGCAGGGCCUGGGUGGGGAGGUGCCGGGCAGACGCCAGGGCCCCGACCCGUACCGCCAGCUGCGGGAGAAGAACCCCAAGUACAGUGCUCUCCGCCAGAACUUCUUCCACUAUCAUGGCCUGUCCUCGCUUUGCAAUCUGGGCUGCCUCCUGAGCAAUGGGUUCUGCCUCGCUGGUCUUGCCCUGGGCCUCAGGAGUCUCUAAUGUGCACUGUAAAUGUCAAUAAACGUUUCUUUGGAAAUGGC
Messenger RNA from Sciurus carolinensis (gray squirrel), 798 nucleotides. RefSeq names its product transmembrane protein 205 (gene Tmem205). The transcript has 4 exons. The coding region runs from base 188 to 757 and encodes 189 amino acids. Lineage: Eukaryota; Metazoa; Chordata; Mammalia; Rodentia; Sciuridae. The record is from RefSeq and is a predicted model, not a curated record.